AUUCUGUCAGAGACCCUGUUUGCUGUCCUGCAGAUCAGAGCAAGGGUCAGUUGAGCAUGCUGAUAAACUCACUCUCACUCCGCCCACCACUGCCUGAUGUACGUGCGCCACGGAGGAGCUGCUUCCUACACCGGAGCGCUGAAGGUUGUCUUUACAGAGCUGAAACAUGCCGCGUCGUGUGGCCGUGGUUGGAGGCGGUAGCUCAGGACUAGCUUGUAUCAAGUGCUGUCUGGAUGAAGGACUGGAGCCUGUCUGCUUCGAAAGCAGCGAUGACAUCGGCGGUCUGUGGAGGUUCAAGGAGACCCCGGAGCCAGACAGAGCGAGCAUCUACCACUCUGUCAUCAUCAACACCUCCAAGGAGAUGAUGUGUUUCAGUGACUUUCCCAUCCCUGCACACUUCCCAAACUUCAUGCACAACUCCCUCAUCAUGGACUACUUCCGGAUGUAUGCUGACCACUUCAAGCUCGUCAAGCACAUACGCUUUCAUACCAGAGUGUUGCAGGUGAAGAAGAGAUCAGAUUUUUCUCAUUCAGGCGAGUGGGAUGUUGAAACAGAGAACAAGGAUGGCAAAAAGGAGAAACACAUUUUUGAUGCUGUGAUGAUCUGUAUUGGACAUCACUGCAUACCCAACAUGCCUCUCGAAGACUUCCCAGGCAUUGACACCUUCAAGGGAAAGUAUUUCCACAGCAGAGACUACAAGACUCCAGAGGAGUGGAGGAAUAAAAAGGUUGUAGUGAUUGGAAUAGGAAACUCUGGAGGAGACAUAGCAGUGGAACUGAGCAGAGUCACUAAGCAGCUUUACCUGAGCACUCGAAGGGGAGCCUGGGUGCUGAACAGAGUUGGGGACAACGGGAUGCCCCUUGAUUUGUUAUUCAACAGGAUUACGGAUACUGCAACCAAACUUUUUCCCUUUGGUUUCAUGUGUUCUCUGGUUGAGGGCCAGCUGAACCGAAGAUUUGACCAUGCCCUGUAUAACCUGAAGCCAAAGCACAGAUUGUUCAGCCAGCAUCCCACCGUGAACGAUGAGCUUCCCAACCGCAUCCUAUCUGGAACGAUUCAAGUGAAACCCAACAUCCGCAGAUUUCACGGUUCCAGUGUGGAGUUUGAUGAUGGAAGUGUGGUGGAAGAUGUUGACCUUGUGGUCUUUGCCACGGGUUACAAGUUUUCCUUUCCAUUCCUGGCCUCACAUGUUGUCUCAGUCUCUGAGAACAAAGCAGCACUGUACAAGUAUGUGUUUCCCCCUGAGAUUGAGCGGCCCACACUGGCUAUUAUUGGUCUAGUGCAGCCACUGGGAGCCAUUAUGCCCAUCUCUGAGAUGCAGGCCCGAUGGGCCACACGUGUCUUUAAAGGCUGCAUAAAGCUUCCCUCAGCGGACGCCAUGCUAAAAGACAUUCAGAACAAGAAGGAAGAAAUGGCUAAGAGGUAUGUCACCAGUCAGAGGCACACCAUCCAGGUUGACUAUAUCAAAUACAUGGAUGAGAUAGCGGAGCAGGUGGGCGUGCGACCCAACUUACUAAGGAUGCUGCUGACUGAACCCAGGCUGGGACUGAGUGUGAUAUUUGGUCCCUGCACGCCAUACCAGUAUCGCCUCAGGGGGCCAGGAAAGUGGGCAGGGGCGCGUCAGGCCAUCUUCACUCAGUGGGAGAGAGUAGCUAAGCCCAUGCAGACCAGGUGCUGUGAUGAGCCGCAACCGAAGAGAUCUUUCAAGUGGCUUUUUCUUCUGACAACUGCUGGUGCUGUAGGCUUAGCUGUCUACUUUAACAAAAACAACCUUCCAGCCGUCCUGCAGGAUCCCAGUGCAUUGUUGGACAGGAUUAAACAAUAUCUGCCCAUACAGUGAGGCAACAAGUGACCAGUUCCAUCUGUUAAUGAUUUUACAUGAAAGGAAAUGUACAGCAAGUUCUGAAAUUGUACCAACAUAUGGCACUUGAGUCAGAGUUGCACUAUAACUUCAAAUAGCAGCUGAUGUUGCACUACACUAAAAGGCAUUGUUUAGUGUAUUGUUUUACUCUACUCGUUUAAACCCGCAGAAAUGUAUUGCUACUGUCUCUGUCUGUGAUAAUAUUUGGAUUAUGUUUUCAUUGAAAGAAAUCGGUUUCGUGCACUUUGGGGUUUAUUUUGAGAUAUUUGAGAUAUAUAUGACGACAUGUAAUGUAUUUCUUGUGCCUCAUAUAAUUUUAAAAGCAGGUAAAAUGAUGCAUUGCACUAUUUGUGAUAAAGUCCAGGGCACAAAUGCAUCUAAUGCUUUGCUUUAUUAUAAAUAAUCUGUUUUAUCAGAAAGAUAGAACCAUACUUGAGGAAAUGACCACCACAUUUUAAAAAAUAAUUUAUUAAACCUUUUAAAUUUUGAAUUGGGUUUUGUUUGCUGUAAUGAAACAUGGACGAUAAACUUGGCAGGACAGGAGGAGAAAUGGCUCUUACAAAUCUUUCCGAUACUCACUUAAUAUCAUGUAAAACUGUUCUUUCUUUAUUGAGACUAAAUGUUAAGUUUGUGUACGGUAUUGAUUAAUAUGUGACUCUGAAUGUUACCCUAAUGCUUUUUACAAUAAACGGUAAUUAUGAACUUUGUUACCACA
Mugil cephalus (flathead mullet) is the source of this 2576-nucleotide messenger RNA. Its product is annotated as flavin-containing monooxygenase 5-like. Gene Ontology annotation, molecular function: flavin adenine dinucleotide binding; NADP binding; N,N-dimethylaniline monooxygenase activity. The transcript is spliced from 10 exons. The record is from RefSeq and is a predicted model, not a curated record. The coding region runs from base 167 to 1840 and encodes 557 amino acids. NCBI's taxonomy places the organism in Eukaryota, Metazoa, Chordata, Actinopteri, Mugiliformes, Mugilidae.